This is a messenger RNA of Alligator mississippiensis (American alligator), 3002 nucleotides long. RefSeq names its product family with sequence similarity 221 member B (gene FAM221B). The coding region runs from base 1838 to 2986 and encodes 382 amino acids. The record is from RefSeq and is a predicted model, not a curated record. The transcript has 7 exons. NCBI's taxonomy places the organism in Eukaryota, Metazoa, Chordata, Crocodylia, Alligatoridae.
CCUCCCCGCGGCACGAUCCCCGCCACCGGGACACCGUCCGUCCGUCAGUCCAUCCGUCCGUCAGCGCGUCCGGCUCCCCCCAGCCGUGACCUCAUCGGGCUUCCCAACAGGGGCCGCCUGACGUCAUCUCGCUUCCCAGCCGCGGCCGUGACGUGAGCGCCCCCAGAACCCGCAGGCGAAGCCCCCGGAGCAGGCGCCGCUGGGGCACAGACCCGGGGGCGGGGGCGGGCUCCGACCCCCAGCCCCGCACCACGGCCCGCUGGCACCGGUCACAGCUCCCGGAGGCACCGGGAGACGUGGCUGGAGCCGCUGCCUGCCCCGGCCCCGGGGGCGGCAACAGCCGGCAGGAUGGGGGCGUGCUCCCGGCCGGGGCCGCCCGGAACCCCGCAUCCGCUCCCAGCAGCGAAGGGCCCUGCAGAGCCUGGGGUGGGGUCUGCGACCCCGACGGGGUUGUCCACAGCUCUGCUGAGUGCGUCCUUGUUCAUCCCCGUGGGAGACCGCUGCACCCCGGUCCCGGCCAGGGGAGCUGGAGUCCUGCUGCCUGAGGCUGUGCAGCCUGGUACCCGAGCAGACCCUCAGGACGUCUGUCCACCACAGACAGGUGACUCAGGGAGCACUGUGUGCUCCACCGGCAGCACCGUGCACUGCCUUGUGCCCAGCACAGCACAAGCACAGAGCUCCCGGCCCUGCUUCUGGGCAAAGGGACCAGGACCCUCUUUCCACCCCCAAGCACAGCUGGCGCCUGGGGCAGGGGGCAGCACCCUCUUCUGAAGCACCGGGAGGGUGCCACAGCUCAGGCCAGGGCUGGAUGGGGGCAGGGGAUGCCCCAGGAUCAGAGACGUGGGGCAGGAUGCUCUGAGCAUGGAGGACUUCAGGGCACUGGCCAGGCCCGCGUGCCCCCUGCGGCCUGGCGUUGCACCGGUGCUGGUGCCCAAUCCCAGUGCUGCCCGUUAAGCUGCGGGGCAUGUAAAAACCUGCUGGGGAUUUAGGUUGGUGUUUACCUGGGAGCUCAGGGGGACGGAUCUGCAGGCCCAGGGCUGGGCCUUGUGCUCCCAAGAAUGAGCCCAUGGAGCCGUGCUGGGCGAUGGGCACCAGGGGCCUAGAGAGGGUUUCUGGAGGAUGAGGAGGCAGCUGUGCCCACGCUCACAGGCCUGGGGCUGCAGGGGAGAGGGGCUGGGAGCCAGGACAGCAUGGAGCUGACAUGAGGGUUAGCUUGGGGCCCAACGCGAUGGGCCAGGCCUUGGUGCUGCAGUGAGAGGACCUGACUCCACCAGGGCAGUGCAGAGCACCAUGCAGGGCAAGGGCAGCCCCAGGGGCCAGGGCAGGCAGGUGAAUGGCCCCCAGCUGCCCCAGCACAUGGCCUGGCUGCUAAGCGGCUGCCCUCCCAUGCUGAAGGCUGCCCUGCAGGGCAGGGGGCUCUGGCCAGCCCCAGGCGCCAGCUCCGCAUCCCUCCUCCUGGUCUCUUCCCGUGGGCUCCUGAGGGCUGAUGCAGUCAGCCCCCUGCUCCAGGCUGCUCUGUGGCUCCUGGGACCGGUGCUCAAACCCCACCCCCCCACCUCCUUACUGGGGGUUCAUCGGGGAUGCCCUGUCUCUGGCAUCCCCUGCUCCAUGCAUCUGAUACCACCCAGCCCGCCCCCCGCAACGACUAGGGUGGAAAUUAGCCCCUUACCCCCAGUGUCCAAAUGACACACUGCAGCGGGUGGGGAAACUGAGUCACUCCAGAGCUCUCCCUGCCCUUCCAGCCCUUGCAGCGCUCUGGGACUGGCUCGGCCCUUGAGGGGUUAAAGGCUGCCCUGGCAUUGUCCCCGUUGCCAUAGGAGCUCCCCCCCCCGUUGCUAUGGGGAAGGCCCCUCCCUUCCUGUUGCCACGGGAACUGGUCCUUCCUUCCCCGGCCUCCGAGCAGCUCCUGCGGGAAGAUCCCCGUGCCCGCCCGCAGCUGGGCAUGGAGGGCCAGGAGCCUGGCCUGGGGGGCAAGGACCCCAGGGGGGCAUCCCCCCCGCCAGAAGAAGAGCCACACAGGGCGCCUUCUCUGCUGGCUGAGGACCCUGCGGGGGCAGCAGCAGCCAAGGAGGCACCCCCGCCGGCCCUGGGAAUGGAGGUGGUGGAGGAGGAGGACGAGGAAGGUGAGGGGGAGAUGGUAGAGGUGAACCAUCAACACACGCAGACAAAGCGCAAGGCGACGGCCAAGCAGGGAGCAGCAGGCUACACGGUGCGAGCGGUGGUGCCGGCCGAGAAGGCGGAGCUGGUGUCGGUGGCCAAGGCCAUGCACCGCGAGCGCUUCGGCCGCACCGUGCAGGAGCUCUUCAACCUGGAGCGCGAGGCUGCCCUCAAGGCCAUCAAGACAGGCCUAUACGUUGGGUGGCGCUGCCCCGAGUACCUUUGGGACUGCUUCCGCGUGGGUGACCGCUCCAAGUGCUUCUGUGGGCACCUGCUGCAGGAGCACCAGGUCUAUGCCAAGACGCGGGUGCUGGUUCCCUGUGCCAUGCCCAACUGCAAGUGCCAGGGCUUCGCCUUCAUCCCGGCCCGGCCCGAGGAUGUGGGCGAGUUCUGGCUGAAGAGGAGAAUCGGCUUCAACGCCACUGCCUGGCGCGCCACGUGCCGCUGCAAGCACAGCCAUGAGCAGCACAUGCCCCGCGCCAGCCGUGCCUGCCAGGCCAGAGGCUGCUGCUGCACGGGCUUCGAGUCCAGCUUCCUGUGCGCGGCCUGCGACCGGCGCUGGGAGGAGCACGAGACCUUCUUCGAGUCAACCGAGGCGCGGAGGCAGGGGGGGCGCCCAUACGGAGAAGCCUACCUGCCCUUCGCCGAGAUGCCCGAGCUCCGCAACGCGGUGCUGACGGGGCACGAGAGCGACAGCUCCGCCUACGAGGUCCUGCGCACGGGGCUGCCCGCCCCGUCCAGCUCACGCCCUCUGCCUCUUGCCCCUGCAGGAGCCUGGAGCCCCGCGGAGCCGGACGCCCCCAGGCCGGGGCGGGGCGGCCACCAAUAAAGGGAUGCAGCCAGCA